Molecule: messenger RNA, 2343 nt
Organism: Durio zibethinus
Lineage: Eukaryota; Viridiplantae; Streptophyta; Magnoliopsida; Malvales; Malvaceae
Source: RefSeq, a predicted model, not a curated record
CAAACAUCACAGCACGGGAACCAUUCACUUUGUCUGAUUUAUUAUAAGAUAAACUGAACCAUCCACGCUUUCGACCUCUCUUUACCCUCCUCAGAGACAGUUUCAUUCAUUUUGAAAAGGGAAGUGAAUCAACGUCAAGUUCUCGAUUGAAAUGGGAAUUUACUCGGAGGCCCAUAUUUGCCAGUGUUUUAGCCGCUUGGUCACCCAAAAACGAAACUCCGUCGUUACAAUCAGCUGCGGUCGCCAGAAAACAGGCCAGCAGUUGGUCGAGUGCGUGCUGAGUCUGGCUCGUAGCCUGCUCCAACUGGGCCUCCAAAACGGUGAUGUUGUUGCAAUCUCUGCUUUCAACAGUGAUUGGUAUCUAGAGUGGCUACUAGCUGUUGCAUAUGUUGGAGGCAUAAUUGCUCCUUUGAAUUAUCGAUGGAGCUUUGAAGAGGCAAGAAUUGCAAUGGUAACUACAAGGCCAAAAAUGUUGGUGACAGAUGAGAGCUGUGACUACUGGCAUUCUGCACUCCAGAGUGAUGGUAUACUGUCUUUAAGGUGGCAUGUCUCAUUGAGCCCCCCUUCCUCAGAUUUUAUAAACAAAUACAACAUAUUAACCAUGGCAAUGCUUGUGGAGCAAUCUUUAAGAUCUGGAUCUAUGAAUUACUCAUUUGCACCUGAGGGUGCUGUUGUAAUAUGCUUCACUUCAGGAACUACUGGGAAGCCAAAGGGAGUUGUCAUAAGCCAUACAGCUUUAAUUGUACAAUCCCUGUCAAAAGUUGCAAUUGUUGGUUACAGUGAGGAUGAUGUUUAUUUGCAUGCUGCUCCCUUGUGCCACAUUGGUGGCUUGUCCUCGGCCAUGGCCAUGCUAAUGGUAGGAGCUUGUCAUGUCUUUAUACCCAAGUUUGAAGCUACACUAGCCCUUGAAGCCAUAGAACGACACCAUGUGACUUCUCUAAUCACUGUCCCUGCAAUAAUGGCUGAUCUUAUCUCGUCAAUCAGGCUGAAGCAAAGUUGGAAGGGAAGAGACAAUGUGAAGAAGAUAUUAAAUGGAGGAGGAGGCCUAUCACACAACCUUAUUAAAGAUGCAACCAAGUUCUUCCCAAGAGCAAAACUUCUCUCAGCUUAUGGGAUGACGGAAACUUGUUCUUCUCUAACCUUCACGACCCUCUUUGAGCCAAUGCUUGAGGCCUCUGGUACGUCACUGCAGAUGCUUGAAAAAACAAAUUCAAGUCCAGUCAAAUCACAAGGUGUUAGUGUUGGCAAGCCUGCUCCACAUGUUGAAAUAAAGAUAUGCAUGGAUGGCUCUUCUCAUGUUGGAAGAGUUCUAACUAGAGGUCCACAUGUAAUGCUAAGAUACUGGGAUCAAAUUCCUGAGAAGGCAUCAAAUUCUACAGAAGCUUGGCUAGACACCGGUGACAUUGGGCUUAUUGAUGACCAUGGUAACAUAUGGCUUGUUGGACGAACAAAUGGUCGAAUCAAAAGUGGAGGAGAAAGUAUCUACCCUGAAGAGGUGGAGGUGGUGCUAAUACAACAUCCAGGAGUUCUUUCUUCCAUUGUUGUUGGAAUUCCUGAUUCUCGCCUAACAGAGAUGGUUGUCGCAUGUAUUCAAUUAAGAGAGAAUUGGCAAUGGUCCUAUAACAGUUCUAAACAUUUGUUUCAAAGCAACGACCUUUUCCUGUCUAGUGAGAUUCUUCACUAUUAUUGUAGAGAAAAGAAUUUAACCAGGUUUAAAAUACCAAAGAAAUUUAUUUUAUGGAGGAUCCCAUUCCCACAAACAAGCACCGGAAAGAUAAGAAGAGACCAAGUUAGAAGAGAAGUUAUGUCCCAGCUACAAUCUUUGGCUAGCCAUCUUUGACACUUUAUUUCAGAUGAAAUUUUGUUCCAUAGCAGGAAAGGAAACAAGCAACUCUUUUGAAGCUACAAUUGGUUUAUAGUACACUUCAACCUAAGGUGAUAUUGGAAAGAUUGAUGAAAAUAAAUUUUAAUCAAAUUAUUUUGAGUUUUUUGAAUCAAAUUUAAUGGUAUACAAAUUAUUUGAGUCUUAUUUUUAAGCCUACAGCAUGACGUCUUAUCUGUUCAAAUUUUAGAGUCUAACAUAAUAAUUUACUCAAAUAUUGAUGUAUAUUCUAGUUUAAAAGCAAUAAUUUAAUUGGAUUAGUUUAUCCUGGCUUGUUCUUUUGGGUUGAAAGUAACCAUUAAUUGAUGUUCUACUUAUUGUUGUUUUGUAUUCUACUUAUUUAUUUAUUUCUAUCAUUCUUUCAAGGCAAGUUGGAUUUUUUACUGAUGUUUUGAUGGCAAUGGUUUUACACAAAUCAUGGGAUUGCUAUGCUUGUUUGAAAUUGUAAAUGAUAUCCUAUU